AUGACUUCAGAGAAUGGCAUUUCGGAUUGGUCACCGUCCUCAUGGCAAAAAAAACCAAUAAAACAAGACGUAAUUUAUGAGGACCAGGAACACUUGAAACAAGUAUUAACAAAAUUAUCGAGUUUACCACCCCUCGUCUCGCCAACUGAAAUUAAAAAACUUCGACACCAGCUAAGUCUAGUUGCUACACGAAAAGCUUUUUUACUACAAGGUGGUGAUUGCGCUGAACUUUUUGAAUACUGUUCAAAACUUAAAGUGUUGUUGCAAAUGAGUUUAGUCUUAACAUGGGGUGCUCGAAUACCUGUUGUAAGAAUUGCACGAAUGGCAGGUCAAUACGCGAAACCUAGAUCGAAACCCACGGAAAUUUACGAGGGGAAAGAGAUCCCGUCGUUUCGGGGUGAUAACGUCAAUGGAUUUGAUCCAUCGGAUAGGAAACCGGAUCCGGAAAGACUUGUGGGUGCAUACUUCCAUUCAGCCGCAACUUUAAAUUAUGUCCGGUCAAUUCUUAGUUCUGGUUUUGCUGAUCUUCAUCGACCGAGUGAAUGGUCUUUACAUCACGUCAGGUCAAGCGGAAUUCGCCAAGAGUACCAAAAAAUAGUCGAUCGCCUAACUGACGCGCUAGAUUUCAUGAAAACGAUCGGCGCCGAUUCUCCAGUCUCACCCAGUUCUUCGAUUCUCAACACGGUUGAUUUAUUUAUGUCACACGAAGGACUCUUGCUCGAAUAUGAGCAAUCACUAACACAUCCAUUUAAAGAUUCGGAAUCCGGACAAGAGAAGUGGUACAAUUUAAGCGCACAUUUCCUCUGGAUCGGCGACAGAACUCGACAGAUUGAUGGUGCUCAUGUAGAGUAUUUUCGUGGGAUUGAGAACCCAAUAGGGAUUAAAGUGGGGCCUAGUAUGAAGCCACAGGAACUUCGAGAAUUAUUAGAUGUUGUCAAUCCAAACAAGGAGGUGGGAAAAGUUACGUUGAUCACAAGAUAUGGUGCGACUGAGGUGGAUAAACAUUUACCAAGUCAUAUACAGAUUUUAAAAGACUCGGGUCAUGUUGUAGUUUGGGCGUGUGAUCCGAUGCACGGCAACACGAAACAAUCUCUCUCGGGUGUAAAGACGCGUCAUUUUGAUUCAAUCAUCGAAGAAUUAUCAAAAACCAUAAAAAUUCAUAAGGCUAAUGAUAGUCAUAUGAAUGGAGUGCAUUUUGAACUCACGGGGGAUCGCGUAACUGAAUGCAUAGGCGGUUCUAUGCAACUUUUGGACUCGGAUCUCCCAUCAAACUACAAAACUUAUUGCGAUCCAAGAUUGAAUUAUGAACAGAGUUUGGACAUGGCGUUUUUGAUCGCAAAGUAUUAUGAAAAGGAAAGGGAUGGUAGCUAUUUGCUUAACUUAUAA
This is a messenger RNA of Ambispora leptoticha, 1386 nucleotides long. Lineage: Eukaryota; Fungi; Glomeromycota; Glomeromycetes; Archaeosporales; Ambisporaceae. The record is from the annotation of a GenBank genome assembly.